AUCCUUCGUCACAGCCGAUGACUCUAGCCGAACUCUCUUCCCCCACCUCCGCAUCUUCGUCACAUCUCCACAGUAUAAUGAGGUUUCUUGUGCACCAGGGAGUCUUCAAAGAAGUCCCCACAAAAGAUAUUGUCUUGCCGCAGGCUACACUAACACGCUACUCUCUCGCCGUAUGAUGAUCACUAAACGUGACGGCAAGUCAAUGGCUCCUAUGCUUCUCCUUGAAUCAAGUCAAGAGAUGCUCGCUCCAUGGUUGAAACUGAGCUCAACCAUCUCUUCGCCGAUCAACGGUUUGGUUCCGCCUUUCGAUGCCGUGCACGGUAAGGAGUUGUGGUCGUUCGCAAAGGACAAUCCGCGCCACAGUGAACUGAUUAAUGAGGCCAUGGCUUGUGAAGCAAGGCGCGUGGUGCCACUUGUAGCCGGAGCUUGUCACGGCUUAUUUGACGGCGUGGCUAUGGUGGUGGAUGUAGGAGGCGGCACCGGAGACACGAUGGCGAUAUUAGUUAAGGAGUUUCCUUGGAUCAAAGGAAUUAACUUUGAUCUUCCUCAUGUUGUUGAAGUUGUUCAAGUCUUGGACAAUGUUGAGAAUGUUGGAGGAAAUAUGUUUGAUUCCAUACCUGCAUGCGACGCUGUUUUCAUCAAGGUUAGAUUCAUUGCAUAUAACUUUAAUUCAUUUGAUUAAUUAUUAGUAUUCACUAAAAUCAUUUAUAGUGAUUUCCAAAAAAAAAAAAAACUUACAUUUAAUUAGUGCUUGACUCAUUUUAUUUUAGCCUUUUAAUCUCUUACAAAUGAAUUACUACUUUAGCACACGCUGUAUAACACCUAUCAAGAACACCUAAUUGGAAAACAAUAAACCAACAUUUGUUUCUUUAUUUUUAGAAACUACUUUUGAGAAACUAAAAUGAGACAUUUAAAGAAAAUACAUCUGAGAAUAGAAUGACAAAAUGGAUUAUUAUCAUAUUAUAUAAUACAUCUCUUUAAGUUUUUUUUUUUAAUAUCAUCAUUAAACUAUUUCCCUUAAGUUUAGACUAUACUAUAAAACAGUAUACGAACUCUUUAAGGGAAAAAAAUAUAUAUUAUCAUAACAAUUAUAAUAAAUGGACUUCUAAGAAUAAAAAUUUGUGAUUAAUGACGACAGUCAGUGUUACACGAUUGGGGAGACGAAUACUGCAUAAUAAUAUUGAAGAACUGUAAAGAAGCCUCCCACCAAAAACUGGAAAAGUAUUAAUAGUGGAACCGGUGGUCGGAGAAAAGAAAAAAACGAUGAUAAUGGAAGAGAGAUGAGAAAUUAGAGUAUGUGAGAUUGGCGCUUGAUAUGAUAAUGAUGGUUCAGACAAGCACAGGCAAGGAAAGGACUCUGAAAGAGUGGGACUUUGUCAUUAAAGAAGCUGGCUUUGCUCGAUAUGAGGUUAGGGAUAUCGAUGAUGUUCAGUGGGUUAUCAUUGCGUAUCCCUCUUAGAAGAAGGAUAUAAAGAGUCAAAUGCAAGCAGAGGAAGGGCUCAACAACAAAAAGCAUUUGAGAAAUCUCAGGAAUAUUUGUGAAAAUUGUUCUGUGGAAAGAAAAUCUACAUCUAAGUGUGAGUGUGAGUGUGAGUGAGAGUAUGGUGUGGAAUCUUUUUAUUUUUGCGAGAAGUUUUAAUGGUUUGUUUUGCUAGUCGUGUUGUAUUUGUGAUUUGCCAUGUUUUUCACGUUUUUAUGUCUCGGUUAUUGUUUGUUGGCAUAAGAAUAGGUAUGUAUAAUUAACGUACUUUUUUUUUAAUUGUAGACAUGUUUGAUAGAUGAUACAUGCAUUUAUUUAUUAUCUUUGUACUCCAAUCCAAAGGCAUCAUCGAAAUAUUUUGUCAAACGUCAUUCCAAAUUUGUAAAAUCAAAUUAACGCAAAUAAUAAUUAAGAACUGUGUUUAAAUUUAACAAAAUAAAAUUAAAAGACUCUGCUUUUCAAUAUAAAGAUAGCAUAGCUACAUUAAUCUUAUAAAACCCCUACAUCGGCACUUAUAUUUUAAUAUCUUUACACAGUUAUUUGACAAAAACAACAUCACUAUACGAACCUUUUUUGCAUUUUAAUUUCAAAUUUUAUGGAAGGAAACAAGGGAGGACAAUCCAUGGUUCAAACCAAAUACCAAACAAAUUUAACUUGGCCUGAUGACACGUUGUAACGACUGUAACUUGGUUGGAUCAUUAUUCUAACAAAAUGCCGUGACGAUAGACAUUUGGCUAAUUCAUCAUCUUGACGGUUUGUUGUGACGACAUGCGCCACUUCGCCAAAUCAUCAUCAUGUGACUUGUUGUGACUAGUCAUUUCGCCAGUUUAUCAUCUUGACGAUCGUAACAACCUUUGACUUAGCUAGAUCAUCAUCCUGAUAACUUGGAGUGAAAACAUGUUAUAUUGCCAGAUUACCAUCCUUGCAAUAUAUCGUGACCACCAGCCACUUGCCUAUAUCAUCAAGAUCAUUAUUAUGACGACAUAUCACUUGGCCAGAUCAUCAUCUUCAUGAUUUUUCAUGAAGAUCACUCAUUUUGCUAGAUCAUCAUCGCAUAAACAUGAAGUAACGAUAUAACUAAUACAUUAAUUUUAUGUUCAUUUUAAAGGCUCAUUAAGAAUAAUUAAUAUUUUUACUAUUAUAUUUUGGAUAUCCAAAAAAUAAGCAUUUAGUUUCAAUAUAAUUUUAUUAUAUGGUGAAACAGGUUAUAAUUUAUAUAUUUAAAGAUUGUAAUUUAUCAAGAGUUAUGCCAUAAAACAUCACUACAAGAAAACACAAGCUUAACGAGGAAAUUUAACGAGGAAAAACAAUCCUCGUAAAUUUACCUCGAUUUUACGAGAAACUUACGUGGAAAAAUAAUGUCAUCGUUAUUUCCUCGUAAAGUAACGACAAAAGCGUUUCGUCGUAAAGUCGAUGUAACUUGACGUGUCUUUUACGGGGAAAUACUAUUUCCUCGUAAAUACGACGUAAACUUCACGUGUUAUUUACGAGGAAAUAAUUUACGUGUAUUUAGCGAGGAAAUUUUGAAUCCACCAACUUUGUAGGUGUUACACGUUUU
Messenger RNA from Brassica napus (rape), 3038 nucleotides. RefSeq names its product acetylserotonin O-methyltransferase-like. Gene Ontology annotation, biological process: methylation. Gene Ontology annotation, molecular function: S-adenosylmethionine-dependent methyltransferase activity; O-methyltransferase activity. The transcript has a single exon. Lineage: Eukaryota; Viridiplantae; Streptophyta; Magnoliopsida; Brassicales; Brassicaceae. The record is from RefSeq and is a predicted model, not a curated record. The coding region runs from base 173 to 682 and encodes 169 amino acids.